This is a messenger RNA of Apis cerana (Asiatic honeybee), 1432 nucleotides long. It is a transcript of the gene Ykt6, whose product is annotated as YKT6 v-SNARE homolog. Gene Ontology annotation, biological process: endoplasmic reticulum to Golgi vesicle-mediated transport. Lineage: Eukaryota; Metazoa; Arthropoda; Insecta; Hymenoptera; Apidae. The record is from RefSeq and is a predicted model, not a curated record. Gene Ontology annotation, cellular component: Golgi apparatus. Gene Ontology annotation, molecular function: SNAP receptor activity.
AGAAUCAUAUUAUAAAUAAGGAACAUGGCGGUUUCUUUUUUACUAAUAUCAAAGUAGGUGUAGUCGUAAAUGAAAUUAGAGGUAAUCAUUAAAUUUUUCUUGAAUGAAUAAAAAUUUAAUAGUAAAUAUAAUUUGAUGUGUUUUGUUCAAUAAAACAAAUUUAAAUAAAAAUAUAUAUUAUUUGUGACAUUUAACACAAUUAUAAAGAUAAAUCAUUCUACAGCUCAGAAAAUGGUAAAGUUAUAUGCGUUGUCAGUUUUAUACAAAAAUCCUACGUCAGCGACAACAUUGAAAGCUGCUUAUGACGUAGAUAGAUUUUCGUUUUUUCAAAGAGGAAGCGUAAAGGAAUUUAUGACAUUUAUAAGUAAAACUAUUGUGGAAAGAACUCAGAAUUGCUCUAGACAGAGUGUAAAAGAAGGAGAUUAUAUGUGUCAUGUAUUUGUACGAGCAGAUAAUCUUGCUGCAGUACUUAUAUCAGAUCAUGAAUAUCCUAGAAGAGUAGCUCAUACGUUAAUUACAAAAGUUAUGGAUGAAUUUGCAUCCAAAUAUCCACAAUCUACAUGGGAUACAUUAAAUGAAAUUAUGACUGAUUUUGCACAGAUUAAUGUAUAUUUAGCCAAAUAUCAAAAUCCUAAUGAAGCUGAUGCUCUCACUAAAAUGCAAAAUGAUUUAGAUGAGACAAAGAUCAUUUUACAUAAUACAUUAGAAGCUGUUCUUAAAAGAGGUGAGAAUUUGGAUGAUUUGGUUUCUAAAUCACAAGGGCUUAGUGUUCAAUCAAAAGCAUUUUAUAAAACUGCACGUAAAACUAAUUCUUGUUGCAGUUUAGCCCCUUAAAAUUUUUGUUAUUAAAUAUACUGUUUCAGUGAAUAUUAUUGUAAUUUUGUAAUUUUAACUCAAAGUGCAAAUGAAUAAGUAUGAUAAAAAUUUUAUUAAAAGGAAUAAUUUCUAAAUUCUAUAUGCAAUUAGCAUCAAAAUGUGACAAAAUUCAAUAUUUUGUGUAUAAAUUUAUUGUAUAUAAGAUAUAUGUAUUAAUGCACUUAAAUGGUGUAUCAGGUUACUGCCAAACUCAUUCAAUUGACUUCAAAUUCAAUAUUUUUUAUUGAUUCAUAAUUUUUUUUUUCUUUAUAAAAACUUGGUUGUAAAAAAUGGUAUAGUUUAUAGUUAAUAGUUUGUGCAUAGAAAUAUUUUUAUUUUAUUUAUAUAUUGACAAUAUUUAAAGGAACAUUGUAAAAUAAAAUUAGUAUUUCAUUAUUGAAAAAUAAGUAUAUAAUAUAAAUAUAAUUGUUAUGUUUAUUUAAAUGAAUUGAUAAUGAAUUUUAUAAUGAAUUUCUUUAUUAUUAAAAAAUGAAGAUAGUUUUGUAAACAGUUAUCUUAAUUUUUAUUUACAAUAUAAUACAUUAUAAUAGUGAAUGAAGAAUAUUUUUGCUAUUAA